AUGGAUAGCAGCGAUCAUGCGCCUGUAUCGAAGGAGAGCGAGCGCAACGACCAUGUGAUUGUAUCGAGGCCGAGUGAGCCCAAUGACCAUGUGCUUGUAUUGAAGCACGUGCCGGCGACGGCGAGCCAGGAAGUGCUGGAUCGGCUGCUGCAGCGGUUCGGAGCGGUGGAAGUGGUUAGCAGGAGCAAGGGAGUGGUAUAUGUGCGAUUCAAGGCGCAAAGUGCGGCACUUACAGCCAAGAAGCAACUACACGGCAUUCGCAUGGGCAGCAACGUUCUAUCAGCUCAUUACUUCCCCCCCGCUCAUUCCGCCAACCACAAUGAACCGCACACCACGCCUGGCAACCCUGCUCGUGCUGCUGCGCCCACCCUUCCCUCCGCUCCUGUUGCUACUGGCGCUAACUUGCAUAGCCAUGAUUCGACCUCUCAACAGCAAGAACCACGCAUUAAGUUACCACAAUCAUCAUCACAGCAACCCUCUCCACUGUUGCUAUCCUGCCCGACUUUUGAGUCGACUCAAAAGUUACCACAAUCGUCAUCACAGCAGCCCCCUUCGCCAUCACCCUCCUGCCAUCCGCCAUCCCCCUCGGACCCCUCUCUCCGCCGCCUAGUUCAUGCCCUCAUGGCGUUCAGCGAGCAGGAGCACUUGGUUGCUCAAAGGCGUGAAGGAGAGGGAGCAGCAGCAGGGCGUGAAUCAGAGGACAGCAGCAGUAGCAGCAGCAGCAGCAGCAGCAGCAGCAGCAGCAGGACAGGAGAAGGUGAUUGUGAGAGAGGAGGCGACGGGACAAGAGGAGGGAGCGAGAGGCGGACUGGAAGCAGCGAGGCAAGAGCAGGGAUCAGGGGCGAAAGGGAAGAAGGGAGUGGAAGAUAG
Messenger RNA from Closterium sp. Yama58-4, 870 nucleotides. Lineage: Eukaryota; Viridiplantae; Streptophyta; Zygnematophyceae; Desmidiales; Closteriaceae. The record is from the annotation of a GenBank genome assembly.